Molecule: messenger RNA, 840 nt
Organism: Aspergillus oryzae RIB40
Lineage: Eukaryota; Fungi; Ascomycota; Eurotiomycetes; Eurotiales; Aspergillaceae
Product: isocitrate lyase/PEP mutase family protein
Exons: 1
Coding region: 1-840 (279 amino acids)
Molecular function (GO): catalytic activity
Source: RefSeq, a predicted model, not a curated record
AUGGCAAUCAAAGCCGCCCAAAACAACCAAGCCAUCUACUUCCGCAACCUCCACACCCCAGGCCACCCAAUUCUCCUCACCAACGUAUACGACCCAGCCACAGCCUCUUUAAUCGCAAACCACCCCUCCACAAAAGCAAUCGCGACGGCCAGCUACGCCAUCGCAGCCUCCCAAGGCAUCCCUGAUGACGCCCUAACACUACCCCAAAACCUAGCCGCCGUUCGCUCCAUAGCAGCUACCCUAAAACCCAACAACCCCUCAGGAAAUAAAGUCUCAGAUGAAGUUGCAACAAAGCUUCCCCUAACAGUCGACAUCCAGGACGGCUACGCAGACGUGGCCGAAACGAUCAGGGAAAUCAUCAAUCUGGGCGCAGUGGGAUGCAACCUUGAAGAUCUAGACGGUACUACGGGACAGUUACGGCCUUUGGCGGAGGCCGUGGCGCGGAUUGAACUGGCGGUUCGGACUGCUGCGGAGCUCGGUGUUCCUGAUUUUGUGGUCAAUGCGAGGACGGAUGUCCUUGGGGCUAACCCCGGUGGCAAACCUGGAAGUAUCCAGGAUGCGAUUGAGAGGGGGAGGGCCUUUUUGAGGGCUGGGGCUUGUACUGUGUUUGUUUGGGGUGGAGCGGGUGGAAGGGGAGUGUCGAGGGAGGAGAUUAAGGAGUUGGUUGGGGCUUUUCAGGGGAAAUUGAAUGUGAAGUUGGUGCUGCGAGAUGGGUUUUUGACUGUACCAGAGGUGAAGGAGCUGGGGGUUGCGAGGAUUAGUUUGGGGCCAGAGCUGUAUCGAGCUGCGAUGAGUGGGUUUAUGGAGAAGGCUGAUGCGGUGUUGGCUUCUUAUAGUUGA